AUGACAACGCCGGAGGCCAAAAAGCUCAAUUUGGAUGUCCCAAAGUAUGCCUCGGUGGAGUUCCCGUUGGUGGUGAAGAAUGUUGAUAGGGCUAUCGAGAUGAUUGGGGGUGAAGACUCUAUCAGCCGGUCGUUACUGGGAUCCUCUCAGAUACAAUUGAAGAUGAGACCCGAGGACCCAUUUGAGCACCCGAUCCACUCGGCGUGUCUCAAUACUGAGAAUAUUCUGUUAGAGGUUAAAGUGCCGAAAAGUGUGCUGAGGAAACACGCUGAUUUGUCUUCAGCUCUUCACGAAUGCCAGAGAAACGGGAUAAAAUACAAGGUCGGCGUUGCUGCUAUAUUAAACAAGUCGUUUAGAUUCAGAGAGCUUUCUGACUUCCAAAUUGUUACCAAGAAUUCCAAGUUUGCGGACGAGUUUGAAAAAUCGCUCCUCAAUGGAGAUCUGGAAGAGAUCAAACAGUUUAGUGCUGGUUUAGACCACUAUACCCAACCUUUCCCAGACGAAAGUCUGGAUCUACCUCCGCCCCCGAGAUUUGCGCGAACCAACGUUCCUUUCAGUUAUCAGUAUAUGGGCAAUCCUGUCACAUCCUAUAUCAACGAGCACGGUGAGAUUGCGGUCACUUCAAAGAGACAGCGUGCGAAGUUAUGGACCAUCUUCAUAGACUGGGACGAUCCCGUUCCAGUCGACUGCAACGAUGAAUUAAAGAACCAGAAACUUGCUGCUGAGCAAGAAGUUAGGUUGCUGAGAGAGUCUGGAAAUGAGAGGCUGUUACAAUCCUCCAACAGCAAUUUUCUGCUGGAGUCCAUCAGUCUCCUGAAUGACCUGUUCCAGCUGAAACCCAUAUGGCUCAGAAGACAUUUGCAUUGGAUCUUCCCGAAGCAUUUGCGAGGCAUUCUGAAAAGUGCUCUCCCGUUUGUGGCCUAUUCUAGUAGAAAGGGUCCGUGGAGGCAAUCCUAUGUGAGAUUUGGUUAUGAUCCGCGUACCGAUCCCAAUGCCGUGAACUACCAGGUAGAAUCGUUCCGGAUUCUUGGGGUAUCGACUGACGAGGUUAGACUAGACCCAGACAUACAACUUGCCGAGGAUAACCUGGUAGUGCCCUUGACCCUACAGUCCUCUGGUCAAAACCUGCCGAGACAAUUCAUCUUUGACGGCGAAUCCACUCCAGGAACCACCAGUUUCCAUCUCGGAGAUAUACUGGAUCCGGAUAUACGGAGCAUCAUUGAGACUGGGAAAUCCACAGUUUGCACCGAGAGCUCUGGGUGGCUGACCUGGCCUGCGAUUUGCCUUUUGCAGAGUGUCAUGAGAUACAAAAUCAACUGUCUGUUCAAGAAUGAGCCCAUAGUACCCUCCAAACUGGAGAAGAUCAAAAAUAAACCGGUUUAUCCCGAACAACGCACCGAGAAGGGAUCCGAUGAGUCUGAGGAUGCCGAAAAUGAUAAUGACGAAGACGACGACGAAGAUGACGAAGACGACGAAGAACCUGCUGUUCUGAACUCACAGGCCAAGCAUGAUGUGUUUACACGGCUACGGCUGUUCAAUCCAGAGGCAUACCAGGAACUAAGUAAAUUAUCUGGGUUCUUGAAGCAGGAGGAUCUAAUGGACUUGGCUAGCCCAGGUCUCGAGUAA
Messenger RNA from Kuraishia capsulata CBS 1993, 1626 nucleotides. RefSeq lists its product as uncharacterized. Gene Ontology annotation, biological process: transcription initiation at RNA polymerase III promoter. Gene Ontology annotation, cellular component: transcription factor TFIIIC complex. Bases 1 to 1626 code for a protein of 541 amino acids. The transcript has a single exon. Lineage: Eukaryota; Fungi; Ascomycota; Pichiomycetes; Pichiales; Pichiaceae. The record is from RefSeq and is a predicted model, not a curated record.